Messenger RNA from Trichobilharzia regenti, 411 nucleotides. Lineage: Eukaryota; Metazoa; Platyhelminthes; Trematoda; Strigeidida; Schistosomatidae. The record is from the annotation of a GenBank genome assembly.
GCAAUGUCAUUCGGUGGUGGCCUCCUCAAUGUAUGCCCGAUUCAUCCAUCUUCACUUUCUCCUACUGAUUUGUUGAGCGAUUGGCUCUUGCCUGUUGGUUUGUUCCACUGUAAAGUGUUUUGUUGCUUAUUCUUUCUGGCCAUUCAAUCUUCAAUAUGGAGGCAGCCAUCGAAGGUGGCAGAUGUUGAUAAAAGUUUGCAACCUGUUGGAAAUCCUUUUCGUCACAUACAUUGCAAGUUUCUGACCCCUAUAGGAGAACCGAUUAACUUCAAAUUGGUGUUGAAAAUGUGCGAAUCUUGUUCCUUAUGCUGAGUAUGGAUGGUUUCCAAACUGGUUUCAGGUUGAUGAAGGCGCGUAUCUUGCCUUUCUGGAGAGGUUUCGCGUGCGUUUCGGAUUGUGAGGGCGAUUGUU